AUGUUUUUGUCAUCUGGCCACAUGGAAGAGCCAGUUGGAUAAUGAACUCUUGUCUUUAGCUUGAGUUAUCUAUCACCUUAUCCUCUCAGGGUCCUUGAUAGCUUUUUCUAUUGUAAUAGUUUACGGCUUGCAUAAUCAGAACUGUUUUGCUUCAUUGAUUUGUGAUUUGAGAUGACUCUCUUGGCCUGCAACACUUUUUUUGAGGCCGCUCCAUCUGAUUUGACAUCUGAUUUGAGUUACUGGAAUAAGCUAAUUAAGAGUAAAUUACUCAAAGGAAAUGCCGAACAAGCUAUUCUGACAUACAUAAAUAUGCAAGAACUUGGAAUUCAUGCUGAUAAUUAUUCUUUUCCAGUUUUGCUGAAAGCAUGUAGCAGUUUGCGGAGUUAUUCUGUUGGGUUAAUGCUCCAUGGCCAAACUAUUAAGGCUGGUUUUUGUGGCCAUGUCUUUGUGCAAACAGCUCUGUUGGAAAUGUAUGGGAGUCUAAGAUGCAUUGAUGAAGCUUAUAAAGUGUUUGAUAGGAUGCCUCAGAGAGAUGUUGUUGCAUGGAACGCCAUGUUAAGUGCGUUUUCUUCUUGUGGGCAGAUGGAUUCCGCGAUGAUAUUGUUUAAUUCAAUGCCUUCAAAGGAUCUUUCGUCUUUCAAUAUCAUGAUCUCUGGGUUUGCCAGGAUGGGGAGCAUGCAUGCUGCCAGAAAUGUAUUCGAUGCGAUCCCUGUUAAAGAUGUUGUUUCAUGGAACUCAAUGAUAUUGGCUUGUACUAAUGGUAAAGAAAUGGAGCAAGCUUGUGAAAUGUUUAAGCAAAUGCCAGUUAAAAAUGUCAUUUCAUGGAACACAAUAAUCACUGGGUACUUACAUUGCCAACUUUACUCUGAAGUUGUUGCUUUGUUUGAUGAAAUGCAAGCUGAAAACUGCAAACCUGAUUAUCUUACUGUGACCAGUGUUCUAUCUGCAUGUGCCCAUCUAGGAUCUCUGGAAACCGGCGCAAGAAUACAUAUAUAUGCUAAAGAAAAUGGACUUUCCUUCAGCCCCCAUGUUGUAACAGCUUUGAUAGACAUGUAUGCCAAAUGUGGCAGCAUACAACACGCUCUAGAAGCGUUCUAUAAGUCCCAAGUUAAGGACAUAUACUGCUGGAAUGCCAUAAUCACCGGGCUAGCUCUUCAUGGUUAUGGACAUGCUGCACUCAAACUCUUCAGCUUAAUGAGAGAUGAUUGUAUAAAGGUUGAUGAUGUUACCUUCAUUAGCGUUCUUAGUGCUUGUAGCCAUGCGGGGUUGGUGCAAGAGGGUUGUGAACUGUUCAGUUGUAUGAAAAAGGACUUUGGAAUUACCCCUAAGUUAGAGCAUUAUGGGUGCAUGGUUGAUCUUCUGGGACGCGCUGGGUUUCUUGACUGCGCGAUGCAACUGAUUGAAGCUAUGCCAUUUCAGCCAACAGAAUCCAUCUGGGGUGCUCUACUUAGUGCUUGUGUGAUUCACCAGGAUCUGGAGACAGGGGUAAAAAUAGUAAAGCUGAUUUCUUCCAGGGCUCAGCACUUGAGUGAUGGGGAGCUUAUGAUGUUUGUGAACUUAUAUGCAUCCUGCAAUCAGUGGGAAGAAGCAAACAGAUGGAGAAACAUGAUGAAUGAUACAGGCAUAAUUAAAACUACUGCAUGCAGCCUAAUAGAGAUUAAAGGAAAAUAUCACAAAUUUUUGGCUGGGGGAGUGGGGGAUAAAGCAAAUGUGUUCACCUAAGUAGAUACCAGUUCAAAGCACUGUGUCAGAGUUAAUAUUGCUUUGGUAUCAACCUUUGCUUAUUGUAUUCAGAUGCACACGACUCUUGUUGCAAACAGGUUUGCCUUCUUUUCUUACCAUUUACAAGAACACAUUCAAUGUAGGUGAGGAUUCAAGUUGAUCUAGUUUGGAUUCGAAUUCAUAUUCAGUUUAAACAAAUUGUAUUGAAAAUAGAGUUACAAUUUGUUUUAUUGAUCUCUCGAGACAUUUUUUGCUUGUCUGUCUUUGACGAUACUGUUUACCUGGCUCAAAUGAGUUCAAGGCCCUUUGAGCUCGACUCUACCACCAAAUAGAUAAUGUUAUUAUAUUUAGGUCAA
Molecule: messenger RNA, 2078 nt
Organism: Mangifera indica (mango)
Lineage: Eukaryota; Viridiplantae; Streptophyta; Magnoliopsida; Sapindales; Anacardiaceae
Product: pentatricopeptide repeat-containing protein At3g29230-like
Exons: 1
Coding region: 172-1722 (516 amino acids)
Biological process (GO): RNA modification
Molecular function (GO): protein binding; RNA binding
Source: RefSeq, a predicted model, not a curated record